Molecule: messenger RNA, 3939 nt
Organism: Colletotrichum fioriniae
Lineage: Eukaryota; Fungi; Ascomycota; Sordariomycetes; Glomerellales; Glomerellaceae
Biological process (GO): carbohydrate metabolic process
Molecular function (GO): UDP-glycosyltransferase activity; hexosyltransferase activity
Source: RefSeq, a predicted model, not a curated record
AUGACGGUCGUCAAGAACCCAGAAGCGGGCGCGAGCUCGUCUGCCCCUCCCCCGCCACCAAGACGGCCCAGCAAUUUGAACCUCGACAGGACGGACAGCGCAGAGGUUCCAGACGCCCUUGUCUCUGACGGGUUCAGCUUGCCUUCGCUAGAGGCCGAGAACGAGGCCCCGCCGGCCUACGGAGACCUUCCCGACCAGCUGCAGUUCAAUCAGGCGGGCUUCGAAGCCGGCGCCAAUGUUACAGGGGAUGGCCGAGUCAACAUCAAUAUCAACCAGAGUGGCAACCGCCUGGCCGAGAUCCUUGCUCCGACGCUACGAAACCAGCUUCUCGCCGACAAGCGACCCCAGGCACCCUUGCCUCCCGCCUACAUUCCCCCGAGCCUCGGAGGCCAGCCGGGCCAGACCCCUCCCCCGCAGCUCAACGUCGUUAUACAGAUUGUCGGCUCACGAGGCGACGUCCAGCCCUUUGUCGCCCUCGGCAAGGUGCUGAAAGAUACCUACGGUCACCGCGUGCGAAUAGCCACGCACGCGACGUUUCAAAAGUUUGUUGAGGAGAAUGGGCUCGAGUUCUUCUGCAUCGGCGGCGAUCCCGCCGAGCUCAUGGCCUUCAUGGUCAAGAACCCUGGUCUUAUGCCCGGCUUCGACACACUCAAGAGCGGAGAGGUUAGCAAGCGCCGCAGAGGCAUCCAAGAUAUUCUUCUCGGAUGCUGGCGCUCUUGUAUCGAGGCGGGCAACGGGUUAGGUCCGCCACCGAAACCGCAUGCCAAGGACCAGCCGCUGGACGAGCACUAUGGGAUACCUGGGGACCCGACACAGAAGCCCUUUGUGGCUGAUGCCAUCAUUGCGAACCCGCCGAGUUUUGCGCAUAUUCACAUAGCGGAGAAGAUGGGAAUUCCGUUGCACCUGAUGUUCACCAUGCCGUGGACGCCUACGCGCGCCUUUCCUCAUCCGCUAGCCAACAUUCAGUCGACGAACACAGACACGGUCAUGACCAACUAUGUUUCCUACGCCUUGGUUGAAAUGAUGACAUGGCAGGGCCUCGGCGACGUUAUCAAUCGAUUCAGAGACAAGGCGCUGGAUCUGGAGCCCAUGUCGCUGAUUUGGGCCCCGGGUGUAUUGACGAGAUUAAGGAUCCCCUACACGUAUUGCUGGUCUCCGGCACUGAUUCCCAAGCCGAACGACUGGGGUCGUGAGAUCGAUAUUUCAGGAUUCUACUUUUUGAACCUGGCCUCGGCGUUUACCCCAGAACCUGAUCUAGCUGCGUUCUUGGCUGCUGGGCCUCCUCCCGUCUACAUCGGGUUUGGCUCUAUCGUGGUUGACGACCCAAAUGCUUUGACCAGGAUGAUUUUCGACGCUGUUCACCAGACUGGUGCACGCGCGCUGGUCUCCAAGGGCUGGGGCGGUCUAGGCGCGGAAGAUGUUGGGCUUCCAGAUGGGGUCUUCAUGCUGGGCAAUGUACCCCACGACUGGUUGUUCAAGCAUGUGUCAGCUGUCUGCCAUCACGGUGGCGCAGGAACAACUGCCGCAGGUAUCCAGGCAGGCAAGCCCACCAUCAUUGUGCCGUUCUUUGGUGACCAGCCGUUCUGGGGAGCCAUGGUCUCGAGGGCGGGUGCUGGUCCGGAUCCCAUUCCUUACAAGGAGCUCACGGGAGACAAGCUCGCGGAAGCCAUCAAGUUUGCGAUUAAGCCCGAAACCCAGGCCAGAGCCCAGGAGCUUGGCCACAAGAUUCGCGAGGAGAAGGGUACUGAUUUGGGUGGUAAGAGCUUCCACGACCACUUGGAUACCGACGAACUUAGGUGCUCUAUUGAGCCCAGUCGGGCGGCUGCUUGGCGUGUAAGGAGGACGAAGGUCCGUUUAAGCCCCAUGGCUGCCGCGGUCCUGGUAGAAAGGGGCCUGAUCAAGUAUUCUGAUCUUAAGCUCUACCGGCCAAAGGAGUACAUUACGGAGGGCCAGCCGUGGGAUCCUAUCUCCGCAGUCUCAACAUCGCUCGUCGCAGAUAUUAGCAGUAUCGGUAUGGCUGUGGCCGAUUUCCCCAGAGAGCUGUUCAAGAGUCGAAGCAAAGAAGACAAGACGCCUGAGACUUCUACGCCUUCUCUCACGGAAGCCUCCUCAAGCAAGCAAUCUCUACAUCAGAGUGAUAAGGCAUCGAUUGCGGCUCCAAGCACGCACGCAUCGGAGUCUUCGACACAGCUGGGCCUCAUGGAAAUGGAGGGCUCUACCCCGACGCUGCCGCAAUCUCCACAGCCAGACACAGCAUCUUUAGCACAGUCUCAGACGGCCUCCACUGCUCCUUCUAUGGUUUUCAGCCCUCCUGAUGGUGCGUCGAUUGCUCGUAGCGAAACUACUCCAUCAGAACAUGCGUCAACGACUCAAUCAGUAAGACCGUCCAACAGUCCGGCGAAAAGGUCGUUCAAAGAAUCGAUGCCUGCAAACGUGGGUGUCGAUGCUGCCGUAGCAGCUGGAACUAGCGUUAGUCGCAUCGUUACUACCGGUGUGAAGACACCAAUGAACGUGUGUCUCGGCUUGGCAAGGGGUUUCCGGAAUGCCCCUCGACUGUACAACGAUGACACUGUCCGGCCGCCCGAGAAGGUGACGGACUUGGCAAGCGGUAUCAGAAUAGCUGCCAAGGAAUUCGGCUACGGCAUGUUUGACGGCAUCGGUGGACUCGUCACUCAGCCGCUGAAGGGCGCUGAGAAGGAAGGUGGGAUAGGUCUCAUCAAGGGCUUUGGCAAGGGCAUUGGAGGCUUGAUCCUCAAGCCCGCAUCUGCUGUAUGGUCCGUCCCGGCGUACACCAUGCAAGGUGUCCAUGCGACUCUCCGGAACGCCUUUUCUAGCAGUGUCCAGAACUACAUCAUUGCGUCUCGCAUGAAGCAGGGACAAAUGGACAUGGACAGUGCCAGCGUCGCGGAACGCGAAGACGUCGUUGUGCGUUGGAAUAAUGUCAAGUUUGAUCUAAAGAACUUCCAGGCCAUGAAGUUGAAGGAACAGCGAGAGAAGCAGAGGGCUGAAGGCGAAGGACCCUACGGACAACCCGAAAAGAGUCUCACAGCCCCGGUCACGGGCUGGGCCCACACGAGAAAAUUGUCCUUUGAGGAAAGGAAACAGCUUCAUGCUCGGAAAGAGGCAUGGAAAAAGGGUCAUGUCGAGGCUAUUGUCCCUGCCUCGAGGUCGGAUUUGUCGCUCUCGGAGCCUAGCUCAAUGAGUGCUGCCGAGGACGAAGAAUUUGAGCGCGCCAUCCGCGUAUCCGUCGCAGAAACGUCGCGCGGCAACGCCGAAGAAGACGCUGCGGUCGAGCAGGCUAUCCGCACAAGUGUCAAUCACUUCCGCAGCUCCGGAGUUCCUGACAUACGGGCCGAGAAGGCCGCGCCCCUCGAUAGAGACGCUAAGAACCAGGACCAGGACCCGUUCUCAAGCGCCGAGCUGGAGAUCACGGACGAGGAGUACCAGCGGCUCAUUGAGGAGGCCAUCAACCAGAGCAUGUCUCUCAAAGCCGCCGGGGUACAGCCAGGCGAGGGAUCGCACGGCGACGAUGAAGAAUUCCACCGCGCCCUCGAGCAGUCCAAGAUUGCCCAGCAGCAACCCCCCGCACACGAAGACGACGAGGAGCUGCAGCGGAUCCUGGAGGAGUCCAAGAGGCAGCACGCAGAGGGCAACACAAAUGAGGAGGAGGAACUGCGCAAGGCGAUUGAGGCGUCGGAAGCCGCGCACAGGGAGCAGCAGAACAAGGACGCCGCGGCGCGGACAGAGGAGGAUGUCGUGAUGGAGUAUGUCAAGAAGCAGAGCCUUGCCGAGGAGGAGUUCCGGCGAAAUGCGUCAAAGGGUAAGGGACGCGAUGUUGCGGCGGACGUUGAUGAGGAUGAGGAUGAGGAGCUGAGGAGGGCGAUGGAGGAGAGUUUGAAGAUGAGUGGACGGCCGGGAGGGUCGAGCUCCUACCAGUGA